AGCCUAAAAGAAAACUUGUGUGCUGCUGCUGCAAAAAAAAAAAAAAAUAGCCGAAACGCAUAAAAAAAACAUCGUUCGCGCAACUCAUAAAAACGUGAAAUGGAUGCCAACACAGCGCCAGAAUCGGAGAAGGCGGGCAAAGAAAAUGCCGCCGAUAAGGUAAGCAGCGAAUCAGCGAAGGCGCAAGAAAGUGCAGCGGAAACAACUGCAGUGGACAGUGGGGUGGUGACAAAGGCUGGUGAGAAAGAGGGGGAUGCAGCAUCGCCACCCGCAACUGAUGACGUCGCUGAUAAAAAGGCUGUUGGCGACUCAGGAGGAGCUGCGACCGCGCCAACAUUGGAUGCAGAUGAUAAGGAGUCGAACACAACGGCUGGAUCGCCAGCGUCGCCAUUAGCAAAGAAAGUAAAAAAUAAUAGCGCCAAGAAACCAGCUGCCAAGUCCGAAGAUGACGACGACGCAGAUGAUGCGGAUGAUCUGGAAGAGGACGAAGAAGAUCAGGUUGACGAUGACAAAGAUACUGCUAGUGGUGAUGAGGACAAGAAAUCAACAGAUAAACCAGACAAGAAAAAGAAUGAUGCUACAGAUGGUGCCAAGUCCUCCAAGACUACAACAGGAGCAGGAGCUGACAAGUCAGCAGCUGCUAAAAAUUCAAAGGCCAAAAACGGCAAGGUGGAUAACUCCGAUAAUGAAAAGGAGGAAGACGAUGCGGACGAAGAAAACGAUGGUCUCGAUGAGAACAACGAAGUGGCCGAGGAUGAUGAGAAUGUGGUUGCUUUGGCCGAAAUUGAUCGCAUCAAUGAGAACAUCAACAAGACACGUGUCGAUGGUCUUCAGACUCUACAUGCUCUUUGCUUUGGUGCCCAGGGCAAGAACAAUGUGGUGAAAAAGAACCUGCGUUCCUUUGCUGGCUUUGAGUUUGCCAAGGAUUCAUCGGAAUACAAAAAGAAAUAUGACUCCAUUAAGAAGGUGGACAACAAAACACUGCGCAGCAUCUGUGAAAUUCUCACGCUAGACCGAAAGGGCAGCAAGGAUGAAGUUACGGCACGUGUGCUCAAAUUUUUAAUGGAGCCCGAUGAAUCGCUCUGUAUGGAACAGGGCGAUGACGAAGAGGAGGUGGAUGAUGAAGAUCUGGAUGAGGAUGAGGAGGCCGCCAGUGAAGAGGAUAAGAAACGAAAGAGCAGCAAGUCAAGCGCACCAGCCGGUAGAGGUUCCGCUCGCAAUUCUAGCGGACGCCCCAAACGCGCAACAGCGGGCAAAAAAAUGUCUGCUUAUGUAGAUUUAUCAAGCUCCGAGGAAAGCGAGCAGAAAGUCACAGUGGCUAAACGAAGACGAAAUGAUGAUUCUGAGUCUGGCUCUGAUUAUAAUCCAUCGGCUAAUUCAGACUCCGAUGCUGGACGCGGUGGCGGUGGUGGCUCUGGAGUAGGACGUAAAGCAUCAGCACGUGCCAGUCGUGGGCGACCGGCGCGCAAGAGUCGUCGAAGAAAUUCUGAUUCGGAGGAAGAGGAGGAAUCAGAUAUCUCCGAUGCAGAUAGUGAUGUUCCCAAGCGCAAACGUGGUGCUGCUGCUAAACGUGGCAGAUCCGCUGCAACUACGCCUAGCAGACGAGGACGCGGUCGAGCUUCUUCUGCGCGAAAGCGCAAGGAUUCCGAGAGUGAGGAGGAAGAGGUAUCUGAGGACGAAGAAGAGGAAGAGCUGUCCGAGUUUGGUAGCGAGCCAAGCGAAGAUGAACGUCCCAAAAAGAGUGCGAAGCCCACAACGCCUGCGAAAAAUAGUAAAGCUAACAACAAGUCAAAACCAGCUGGAAAGGCCGCUGGAAGACCGAAGAAAUCAAAGAAGGAAACGUCCGAUGAGGAAGACGCUGAUGACAAAGAUGAGUCAGAUGAAGACGAGCCAUUAACCAAAAAAGGCAAAGCGGCAUUCCCAACGGACGAACAAAUCCGUAGUUAUGUCAAAGAAAUUUUGGACAAGGCCAAUCUCGAAGAGAUCACAAUGAAAACAGUGUGCAAGCAAGUUUAUGCUAAAUACCCAGAUUUCGAUUUAACUGACAAAAAAGAUUUCAUUAAGGCUACAGUGAAAGCGUUAAUUGCCACAUAAAACCACACAAAUUUAGAGGCACUGGAGCCUAAGGAUGGGCCAGCAAGCAGCAGAACUUGUACCAAACACUAAAGAGAAAAGAAAUGAUAGAAAAACAAAAACAAGCCACUUUUUGAGAGCUGCUGCGACACCACAACAAAGAAACACCUCUAGUUUUCCUAUAAGCGUAUAAUUUGUACUCUUUAAAACUAACUAAUCUUUACCUUAAAUGGAUCAUGUCCUUUUUCUAUUGUGUAAUAAGAGACGGUUAUCCAUAUAUGCAUGUGAAUAUGUAUAUAUGUAAACGUAAUUUGUAAUCACUUAUAUUCAUUUUCUUUAUGAAUGCCUGCACACUCAGCGGCUCUACAAAAAGUGUGUAAAAAACCGAAAAGGAAAACCGGAAGACCACAAAAAGAAACAACAAACAUUGUAAAAAAAAAGAAAACAAAACAUAAGCAAAAACACACAAUUUAUACAUAAAAAUGUAGUGCUGAUCGAUUUGACGUUCAAAAUUAUGUAUUUUUAAAUUAAGAAGCGGAUAAAUAAAAAACAAAAUUUACGAAAAUUCACACACUGGCAGCAGUACAAAAAACGAAGCAUGGAAACUCCAAAGUUUAUAAUACAAAAUUGAUAUUGCACGCGAUUUCGGCUAAUGUAAAAAACUUAAGAUAUUUGGAUAGAUUUUGGGAGCGAAAUCAAGCCAAAGCAUUAGGAAUGAUACUUUUUAAAAUAUAUUAUUUCAAAAUGUCGGGCUUAAAAUUAAGAAUUCUUGGAACAAAAUUCAAAAUUGUUGUAAAAUAUUUACAUGUUUUUGUCUUUUUAUCCCAAUGAAUUGGGAAGCAAACCUAAAAGGUGUGAAGAGUUGAAUGGCCAGUUAACAAAAGUCAAGAUAAUGUUAUGAUAUUUACUUUCGUCUUACGUUCCAUUUCCUCAAUCGGUUAUAGUCUCUCUCUCUAUCUCUCUGUUAAGUAAAUCUCAAAAGCUUGGCCUAGAUAACAAUUGAAGACAGAACUAUAGCAGGUUUCUCAUGUAGAGCAGCAGUUUACACAAUUAGGACUUUCACACAUAGACCUACAAUGUAACACACAUAUUAAUUAUGAAAUAAACCACAACAAAAUAAAAAUAUACUGUGCAAGGAAUAUAUCAUUUGGAUAUUCAUACGAAACUAGAUGUAUGUAAAUUUUAAAUAAACAAUAUAUUGAACUAAAAAUACCAUACAAGAUCGAUUCAAAAUGUUUUGAACAAAACACAUAAAAUAAAUACAAACAUCUCAAUGUACGUUUUCUUUUAGUAGAGGAAAAAUUAAAAAAAAAUCCAAAUGGAAAUAUCAAAUGAUUAAACUCAAUCUAAACUCUUUGUUUCAUAUAGAUAUAUACAUAUGUCUAUAAAAUAAAAGCUUACGAGAAUCGUACAAGAACAAAGUCAAAUAGAAUUUAUUGAAUGCUCUCUUUAUAGAACAGAAAACUUAACUUAUCCGUAAAACCGAAUGCGUCCCAAAUAGGAUGCAUAGAUGUAUGUAAAGCGAUAUUUUGUUUUAUCUUUAAAUGUUUCACUAAGGAAAUAAAGACGAAUGAUGUAUGUAUAUCAAUAAUAUAUCGCGACAAAAUAAAAUUCAA
Messenger RNA from Drosophila nasuta, 3689 nucleotides. It is a transcript of the gene Dek, whose product is annotated as protein Dek. Gene Ontology annotation, biological process: regulation of double-strand break repair; chromatin organization. The record is from RefSeq and is a predicted model, not a curated record. Gene Ontology annotation, molecular function: DNA binding; histone binding. The transcript has 11 exons. Gene Ontology annotation, cellular component: nucleus. NCBI's taxonomy places the organism in Eukaryota, Metazoa, Arthropoda, Insecta, Diptera, Drosophilidae. Bases 100 to 2094 code for a protein of 664 amino acids.